UUUCAGUCCUAAUGGCGAGUUCUAAGACGCUCGACUUGUUUCAGCAUCUGUCUUUACCAGCCAGGGAGGAGCGCUUGGAUGCAUCUGUCAACCUCGUUCAUACUCUACUUGAAUCCCAAUCUCAGUAUGAAGCAAAAGGGCCACACAAGAUGCUGGUAGAUGCGGCAGAAGAUGACCAUGAAGAAUCAAGGCCCCUCAAGAACAAAAUUCCUGUGGAUCCCCUUGAGGCAAUCAAAGGUCUACAUGCUGAAGACGUUAGCUAUGCUGUUCGUCGACUAUCUCGCGGUCUCGCGAGCUCCCGUGAAAGCAGCAGACUGGGUUUUGCAGUGGUUUUGACUGAACUAUUGUCGAGGCUAAAUACAAUCUCUUCUUCUCAAAUCAUCUCAUUGGUGCUUAGUUCCAGCAAGAUAUCGGCAGAUAUGCGAGGUUCUGAAGUCACGGACCAAUAUUUUGCUCGCUUGUUCGGCUUGAUUUCUGUCAUCCAGUCGAGGGUUUUGUAUCAGGUUGCCGCCCCACAGACCGAAUGUUCCCCUCUGACGACGCCUUCUUCACUCUCAAACUUUCAAACUGUCUGCAGGGAGCUUAUUGCCGUAGGCAAAGAGGAAUCACGGCUCCGAGAAAGCUGUUGGUGGGCCAUUGGCCUGAGUAUUGACCGUCUUCGAGAGUGUGGUUCUGUUCCAUGGAUGAGCGAGGCGAAGCAAUGGAUCCUUAAUACAGUAUAUGAAGUUAAGAAGCAUAGCCCCCACUCAACAGCCUGGACACCCGAGAAGCUUGCUAUCACCCUUCAGUUGAUGCCCUUGGCCCCAUCAGCGAAUUGGAAGUCUUUGUUGGCCCCAACAUUUAAAAACGGGCAUCCAUUGACUCUCAACAAUCUUGCCAGCGUCGCAAGAAUUUUAAAGGGACUCCCCGACGAGGGAACUAAUACGUCCAUCCACCCCAAGGACACUGAAUGGAAACCUCAGUUGCAUUACGCUUGGCAAUUGAUCAUCCAACAGUAUUACCCAACAGAUGGCACUGAGCCCCCGCACAAUUCGUCUUUUUCCGACUUUUUCCGCAUCGUGGUGGACGAAUCCUUACUUUCGCCUGAGGCUCCCUCGCAAGAGUACCAGUUCUGGGGUCUUUCAGUUGUUAAUUUGGCCCUCAACACUAUACCUUCCUCUGAUAUACCUCAAUUAUUCACCUGGAAUUUCAUGUCCACCUGGAUCAAGUAUUUGUCAGACAGGGAUCGUAACUUGCAUCCGAUGGCACAACAACUGGCCACAAAAGUUCGGUCAAUAGUGGCACAGCAUCCUAUCACCGGGUUCAAUGUUUUCACUCAAUGGCUUGGGUCGUACAAGAGCCAUCAAUUAUAUAUCCCGAAUGUUAAUACCAUGGAAAAUAUUUUAAUAGCUACUGACGAGGAUAUUGUGAUGAAGUAUAUUCAGCAUAUUAUCCAGUUGCUGCGAGACGGCGGGGAGGAAAACAGCUCUGAAUCCUUCCGACUCUGGGCCAUUGACCAGCUCUGGGCCAAGUCUCGGAAUCCCUCGAUUCGAAAAAAUGACGAAUGCAUCAUGCCAAUUCUGGAGUUCUUUAUCGUUGAGGGUUUCUUUGAUGUACAAGAGAAACUCGACCAUAAUGCAAUUACCAGUAUUCGUAAGGCGCCGAAAGUUCCAUUCUCUGUGGUGGCGAGGAAACAUUGUCGGAUGCGGCUUUUUGCUACUUUGGCAGGCUUAAUGUCAACUAUCGUCAAAGAUGCCAGCCUCAGAACUGCUAAGACCCCUACUGCAUUCGCAUUGGAUGGUAAAUCAUGGCUGUCGAAAGUCUUUGGGGUCAUUUCGGAGUUGGAGCGGGAUUCAGAUACUACAAAGGCUGCCACCCCUCUUGUACAGCCAUCCGAAACUUUAGCUGCUCUAAGAAAGCAGACUAAGAAACUUCGGUCGCGCCUUCGCGCCUCGGAGGACAAUCAGGAGAUGGCACAUGGCAUAGACGUUUUACUCAGUGCACUUCUACUGAAUACCUACGAUCCUGAUGCUGAUGUUCAGGAGCUUCUUCAAAGCUGCAUCUCGAGUGUAGCUAGACUUUUGCCUCCCAAAGAAUCGUCGCCUAAGAAGAGGGGCAAUGUCGCAGAAGUAUUGCCGAAUGCCCCACUACCAAUUGACGAGAUUGUUGACAUUCUGAUCGGAUUGCUUGAAACUGGUACCGCGUACUCGCGUGUAGUUGCAAAUGUUUGUUUCGAAGCCCUUACUCCAGAGAUGCGGCAGGGCACGAUGGAUCUAAUAUUGGCACAACUUGAGCAGCGUGAUGUAUCGUCGAGUGAUUUACGUGAAGACGAUGAAGCGGAGGCCGAGAGCGAAGGCAGUAGUGCAUCCUCGGAGUCGGAUGAAGACACCGAUGGCGAUGAGAAGGAAGAUGAUGAUGCCGACGGAAAUGACAGCGAGAGUGCAAAUGAAUCUUCUCCUGAGGGGGACGAUGAGCAAUUGGAGGAAUUGCGACGCAAAGUAGCCGAAGCCCUCCAAACUGAUGACCCGGAGCAAGACGGCGAGGAGGGAGAGAUGAACGACGAGCAGAUGCUGAAGCUGGACGGCAAACUUGUCGAGGCUUUCCGUCUGCAACGCGGCCCCAAGCCGGCCAAGAAGCAUGUGCAAAAUCUUCGGCUUGACGCCACGAACUUCAAGACUCGCGUCCUAGAUUUGAUUGAUAUCUUCAUACGCAAGCAACCCUCCAGCCCCCUUGUUCCCCACAUGAUUCCGGCUUUGCUGGAAGUUGUACAGACCAGUCGCUCAGAUGAAGGCCACUUUUCCAAGAAAGUCCUCAAUAUUCUUCAAUCCAGGCUCUCCAAGAUCAACUCACCCCCCGAUCCGAGCCUAGAUGUGGAAAGGACGCUGGGGGUUUUCCGCCAACUGCACAGCUCAGCACGGAAAGCGUCUCGCGACUCUUUGGCUUUGUUUGCAAACCCUGCAAUUUAUUUGGCAAGAGUCCUCAGCCAUCUGGGGCAAACAGAAGAAGUGACCUCGUUGUAUCUUGAGUCAUUGAACGAUUUCGCAACUCGUUCAGGGUCAAAUAACGUUCUCAAUUUCUUCAAGCAAUGGGUCCAACGGCAAUAUCUAGUUGCUUGGGGUCUCCGUGAUAACAUAUUGGAACUUUGUGGUAGCAGCAAGAUUCACACCGCUUUCCGCCGACUCCUGGUGUUUCAAAUACUGCAGGAGUUACUCGUGAAUGGACAAAAUUUGCACGGAGACACUCAUAAAAACGAGUUCGUUUCGUUCAUGAAGUCCUACCGUCAAUUGCUUUACUCCAACAUCACAAAAGCGGUUCAGGAUGGCGGCGCAAAAACAAAAAAUUCCGGACAGAUUAGGGACCUGUUGAAAUUCGGGCAACAGGCGUUGGUUAUCUCCGGGCGCCACGUUAAGUUCCAGGAUGAGCUGGCCGCUAUUUGGGAGCCUGACUCGCUUCACUCCCUUGAAGAGCUGCUGGAAUCCAGUCCGCACGCCGGAAAAUUGACGAAAACCUUUCAGAAGAUACAUGAUGCUGCUGUCCCGCGGGUGUCGAAGAACAACGGAAGCGUUGAAUCAAAGCGCAAAGCAGAGGCAGACGAACCUCCCAAAGACGAGGGAAAGGCUCAUGUCAAGGGGAAGGAUGAACCUAAGCGGAAAAAAGCAAAAACAAAAUAACGCAUUAUCAUUGCUAUCAUGUAUUAGUAUAUCGUUUUCGCUUAGGUUGCUGCGGAUGUGAUAGAGCAUCUCGGCGGAAAAUUUGGGUAUCAUGGGUACUACGGAAACAGUCCGAAUGUCGAGUGAACGCAUAACUUAGUCAUCAACAUCAAAUGGCGUUAGCCACGGUCUAAGUGUUGGACCAUCGAGGAGCGGGUGCAUGAAUAGGAUAACUCACGCUGGUUCCAUAACCUUUCUCCUUCUCUACACGAAUAUCAAAGAUCAAAUCACCGCUCGAUUCAUCCCAAUCAACCUGACACCAGUUUCGUCUUCCCAUCACCAAAUUAGCUUUCAAUGGAGUUCCAUCCGUGUCCUGCU
Molecule: messenger RNA, 4007 nt
Organism: Cantharellus anzutake
Lineage: Eukaryota; Fungi; Basidiomycota; Agaricomycetes; Cantharellales; Hydnaceae
Product: DNA polymerase phi-domain-containing protein
Exons: 14
Coding region: 12-3650 (1212 amino acids)
Biological process (GO): regulation of DNA-templated transcription
Cellular component (GO): nucleolus
Molecular function (GO): transcription factor binding; rDNA binding
Source: RefSeq, a predicted model, not a curated record